Messenger RNA from Neocloeon triangulifer, 2049 nucleotides. It is a transcript of the gene Ccdc85, whose product is annotated as coiled-coil domain-containing protein 85C. The transcript has 6 exons. Lineage: Eukaryota; Metazoa; Arthropoda; Insecta; Ephemeroptera; Baetidae. The record is from RefSeq and is a predicted model, not a curated record. Bases 365 to 1690 code for a protein of 441 amino acids.
UCAAGACACUGCUCGCACCAAGCAUUUGGGUCACCUCCAAGCGCAACCAAACCCACCACAAAAGCGGUCAAAUCUCGCCCUGAAAGGAGCACGCAGGCUCCUCUCGCGCGUUCACCGUUAUCCUUGGCCAAACGCACUUGAGGAAAUUUCCCCUUUUAGUGUGUCACUAUUUCUCCGCGAGCUGUGGAUUUCCGCGAACAAAACAUAUCGGACGCGCUGAAUGUUGAGGCCCUCAAAUCACAGCAGCCCUGAUUUAAAAUCUCAGCGAGCGCCAUAUUGAGGAACAACAACCUGUCGCUUGGGAUUUAAACCUGCUGAGAUUGGUGUUUUAUUCCAUGGCCUGUUUCUUCCGGACGUGAAGACCAUGUUGCCGAAGAGGCAGACCAAGCCCGAGAUGGGCCCUCCCAAAUACCAGCCGCCGCCGCAGGUGACCAAACCAUCGACGACAGGUGCGGACACUCGACCGCAGCAACCUUCCAAAAUCAAGGAAGUGGUUGCUCGUCCGGCGUCCACCGGCCUUCUGCAGGAUGAAAUUAUCCGACCUGUCAGCCCGAGCCGUGGUCCGAUGCCCAAGAGGGCCGUUGAUGACCUGAUGGUGCGUCCAGGACUGCCCAACCACAUGGGCAACCUCGAGAGACCCGCCUGGAGACCCAUGUCGGACGAAGAGCUUUUGCACCGACCGCCUCAAGAAAUGCUGCGAAUUGUCCGAGCUGCCGAGUCCGAGAUGGCCCGUCUUCAGUCCGAGCAUGGCCAGUGGGUCCAGGACGCCCGGACGCGUCUGCAGACAAGCGCCAAUGAGCUGAGAUCCGCACAGGAUUUGGCACGCAGACUUCAGGAUGAUAAUCAGGAACUGCGAGAUUUGUGUUGUUUCCUAGACGACGACAGACAAAAAGGCAGAAAAUUGGCGCGCGAGUGGCAGCGUUUUGGCCGAUACACAGCGAGUGUAAUGAGGCAAGAAGUGUCUUCUUAUCAAGGGAAGCUGAGGGAACUCGACAACAGGCAGCAUGAGCUUAUCAGAGACAACCUCGAAUUAAAGGAAUUAUGUCUAUACUUAGAUGAAGAAAGAAACAGUCAGACAAACUGUCCAUCAUGUGGUGCAUCUCUGCGUCCAGGAACCAGAGAUGAUGGCGACGGCAGCAGUUCGAGCACAAAUGCUGAUGAGCCGAACUUGCCAGUUGCUCCCAACGCCACACCUGCUCCCCAGUACAUCCAUCGAUCAGAGAGCAGAGACAGACUCAUGGAGGACAGCAUCACCAGACAACGAAACACUUUUAAUGACCAACUAGUGGGCUACAUUCGUAGUUUGGAGCAGCGAGUGGUGCAGAUGGAAGACGAGCGACGUGCUCUCCAAACGAGACUCACGCCAGGGUCAACUGACCAACCGGUUUUGGCCCCAAAUCGAAACCAGCCUAUGGAGAAUCGUUUGGAACAGUCUAGGCCAGAGGCAGUGGUGCACGCCCUCCAGGUGCUCCAAGUUCGAGAACAACUUGAAAGAAGCAACCCUAGCUCCGUGCCACAGGUGGCACCUCCAGUUGUUCCACCGCCACCACCUCAGAACACGCCCAUUUCCAACAUCAACCUACCUGAGGGUCCACCUGAUCUAGACGAUGGAGAAAAAGCUCUCGUUAGAGAAAUGUGCAAUGUUGUUUGGCGAAAACUUGAAGAGGCUCCAGCAAUUAAUAGACGGUGAGGUUUUUCCAAAUGAAGAAAAAUUUUGUCGAAAGUGCAAUUUUACUUCCAGACAAAUAUAUUUAAUUUAUGCUUCCAGUAUUAGUAGCUACAGGAAAUAUAAAGAAAAAUAUUAUUUAUUUUUACUAUGCAGUUUACAAUAAUUGUUUAUCUGUACUUGCCACAUUUUCAUGUUGUGAUUGGUUGUGGUUUUUAUAUAAAAUGAACAGAUCUUGCCGCAUUAUUGCUCACUAUAGAAUUUAUUGGAAUAAUAAUCAAACUUUGUAAAUGCCCACUUUAUUUUUGUAAUUCCUGAACAGACCAGUGCAAGUUAUUUCCGAAGUAAUAAUAAACCUGGGAAUCUUUAAAAGUAAACUUGAA